Messenger RNA from Penicillium cinerascens, 993 nucleotides. RefSeq lists its product as uncharacterized. The coding region runs from base 1 to 993 and encodes 330 amino acids. The transcript has a single exon. NCBI's taxonomy places the organism in Eukaryota, Fungi, Ascomycota, Eurotiomycetes, Eurotiales, Aspergillaceae. The record is from RefSeq and is a predicted model, not a curated record.
AUGACGUCUUCAAACACUUCUUCUCUGGGCGAUAUCAUUCAGGUUCAGCUCCCUGAACAUGAUGAUAUCAAAUGCUUUGGGAAGUCCUUGAUGAGCGGAGGAAUCAGGCCAUGCAAACGCCGACUCGGUGAAGAUAGACAACGUAAUGCGAGAAAUCUUCUCCGCCGGGAGGUCACCUACCAAGAACUCAGCGGCGGUCUAGUGAAAGGUCUCAUCAAGGAUCUUGCACAGCUGCUAGUCAGCCACAGGCACUCACUCGAUGCCCGAGGAGACCUUGAAAGGCAAUGGUUGGCCCUGCUAGAACAGCACCGGGAAGCACAAGAGGCAGCACAAGGUCCUGAGCAACUCCACGAGGUGGAGUCUUCUCAACCCUUGCCAACCCUUCCCGAACACGCCGAUUUCUCUGCAAGCACUGUCCAAGCCCCCAACCCCGAGAGUUCUCCCGUGGCCCCCACCCUUCCUGAGGUGCCCCUUCUCCCUGAAUCCAGGCGUUCAAUGACUCCGAGGAUCCAAGUCGCAAGACAAGAGACUCUGCCGCAGUCUCAAGUCCGGCUUCGAGUCCAAUCGAGGAGUGUUGAACCAAAUCAGCCCGUUUAUCACCCCACACCCUUUGCACGUCGCAUCCCCACGUACUCAGAUGAUUAUUCGGUCAGCCUGUCACCGAAUUGGAUACUCUCCUACGUAAUGAGUCUCGUCAUGCAGGCAGGACAAAACGUUCUCGCCAUGUUGCAUGUGCAAUUCGGUACUGUCUCCACGCGAGAUGCGGCCGGUCAAAUCACGAAGGAACCAGUCACGCACCUCAGGUUCCUGCUGGGUGUAAAUUUCUCGAUCGGCAGAUCUCAUCUCGUCUCGGGCGUAUAUGUUUUGCUAUUUGUUGCGCUGGCUCGAUUGGUAGUCUCCGUGUUUUGGCCAUUGUCGGGGUAUCUUGCGGGAAUAUAUGUUAUUCUUUUGGCGUCGGGAGUAUGCAAUCGCAGAAUGGCCAUUGAGGAGUAA